This is a messenger RNA of Anoplophora glabripennis (Asian longhorned beetle), 1562 nucleotides long. RefSeq names its product 4-coumarate--CoA ligase-like 5. The record is from RefSeq and is a predicted model, not a curated record. Gene Ontology annotation, molecular function: long-chain fatty acid-CoA ligase activity. Bases 6 to 1562 code for a protein of 518 amino acids. The transcript is spliced from 4 exons. Gene Ontology annotation, biological process: long-chain fatty acid metabolic process; fatty-acyl-CoA biosynthetic process. Lineage: Eukaryota; Metazoa; Arthropoda; Insecta; Coleoptera; Cerambycidae.
ACCAAAUGUAUGAAGGAGGUGUUGGGCAUUUUUGUUUUGAGUUCAUGAAAAGACACAGUCUUCAGAUAGCUGAGAUUGAUGCAAACACAGGACAAGAAGAAACUUAUGAAUCAUUAUUAAAAAAGUGUGCAAGAACAAGUAUAAUUUUACGAAAUAAGGGUGUACAGAAAGGAGACAUAGUAGUGAUAUAUUCUAAGAUCCAAUUGUACGCAAGUGUUCCGAUGAUAUCAUGCUUUUUUGUCGGAGCUGUUCCAACCUUUUUGGAUGAUGCAUUGACUUUACCCGAAGUUGUUAACAUACUGAAACAAAUAAACCCGAAAAUAAUUCUAACAACUUCUGAAAUGCUGGAGACUAUUAAAGAAAUUAUUACCACUGAAGUUAUUCAUGUUAAUACCGAAAUAUUAAUUUUCAAUGAAGGAUUUUAUGAACCACAAGAAAAUGAAGGAGAAUUCCAACCCAUAUACGUGAACGAUUUAAAGGAAACGGCAACGAUUCCUUUUAGCAGCGGGAGUACAGGUUUUCCGAAGGGAAUAUGCCUAAGCCAUUAUGCCUUAUUACGCAGUGAUAUAUUUAACUACGAUGGUCUUUGGUUAGCGGAUGAAGCGAAAGUAGUAUUCAGUUAUUACUCUUUCCACUGGAGCAUAGAAACGGUACGCCUGAUAUGUUCAAUUCGAGAUGGAGUUUGCCGCUUGAUCGAUCCUGAACCUUUUGAGGCCGAGAGAGCUUGGUAUUUACUAGAAAAGUACAAAGUAAAUCUAGCAUUUUUAAUUCCACUACAUACAAUAGAAAUGUACAAUGCUGGAAAGCCAACAAAUCUUGAUUUGACUAACUUAACAACAAUUCUGGUUACUGGUUGUAAAUUAUCUAAACAGUAUCACCAAAAUUUUCAAGAGUUACUGCCCAGCGUUGAUGUUUUUCUCUUAUAUGGUCAAACGGAAGUUGGCUGCCUUACAACGUAUAGUAAAUGUGAUUUGCAUAGAGAAUAUAACAGAAAAAAACCUGGUAGUAUAGGUGUACCCUAUAAUGGUUAUGGUAAUUCCUAUAAGGUAGUGGAUGUAAUUACCGGUGAAGUUUUAGGUCCCAAUAAACCUGGUGAGUUUCGUGUAAAAAGCAAUACAGUUAUGUCUGGCUACUACAACGUGGAUAGCAGCGAUCAGUUCGAUGAAGAUGGAUGGCUCAAGACCGGCGAUGAAGUGCUUUACGAUGAAGAUUUCUGCUUUUUUAUUGUUGACAGAAUUAAGGACAUGAUAAUAUAUAAAGGCUGGCAUACACCGCCAGCUUUUUUGGAGGAAGAGCUAUUAACUCACCCUGCUGUCAAAAGAGCAGCGGUUAUUGGUAUCCCCCAUGAAACAGAUGGAGAACAUCCCAUGGCAUUGGUAGUCCUAAAAGAUAACUUUAAGAAUGUCACUUCUAAAGACAUAGAGAGAUUCAUAGCUGAAAGGAUGCCAGAACGGUUUCACUUAAAAGCAGGUGUAAAAUUUAUAGGCGAAUCGUAUUUUGCAGGUUCCAGGAAAGUGAAGAGAUAUUUGUUGAAGAAACUGGUUCUCGCGGGGAAAAUUUAA